Molecule: messenger RNA, 7076 nt
Organism: Megalobrama amblycephala (Wuchang bream)
Lineage: Eukaryota; Metazoa; Chordata; Actinopteri; Cypriniformes; Xenocyprididae
Gene: zfyve28
Product: zinc finger, FYVE domain containing 28
Exons: 14
Coding region: 333-3287 (984 amino acids)
Biological process (GO): negative regulation of epidermal growth factor-activated receptor activity
Cellular component (GO): early endosome membrane
Molecular function (GO): metal ion binding
Source: RefSeq, a predicted model, not a curated record
ACCCGAGUGUAAUCAGUCAAGCAGCGCAACUUCCGUAGUCAGACUGAGCUCUAGCUCAAUAGCUUAGUCAUGAGCAGCCUGUGUGUUUGGGGACAAAGACAACCGCUCGACUGCUGGAUAUAAGGGCAGAGUCCGUGCCCGCGAUUAAUUAAUAGUGGACUAACACUGUCCGUGUCUGUUAUUUUGGUUUCUGCUUAACACUGUCAGCACGGCAUUGUUGAAGAGCAGGCGCUAGCUUAGCACGCUAGCUGUGUGUUUGUGUGCGGGUUUAAAGGUUCGGUUCGGUUCGGGUUUGGUACGGAGCUGUCGCUAAACUGGCGAGGUGACCAAAGAUGAAUCGGUUCCGAAAGUGGCUUUAUAAGCCAAAGAGGUCAGAUCCGCAGCUGCUGGCCCAGUUCUACUAUGCAGAUGAAGAGCUGAACCAGGUGGCCACUGAGCUGGACAGUUUGGACGGCAGGAAGGACCCUCAGAGGUGUACCCUGCUGGUCAACCAGUUCCGCUCCUGCCAGGACAAUGUGUUAAACAUCAUUAAUCAGAUCAUGGAUGAAUGCAUACCUGAAGACCGAGCCAACAGAGACUUCUGCGUGAAGUUCCCAGAAGAGAUCCGUCAUGACAACCUUGCCGGGCAGCUGUGGUUUGGCGCAGAGUGCCUGGCAGCAGGAUCGAUCAUCAUGAAUCGUGAAAUCGAGAGCAUGGCCAUGAGACCACUGGCUAAAGACCUCACCCGUAGCCUGGAGGAAGUACGCAACAUCACCCGAGACCAAGCACUACGAGAUCUCAACAACUACACAGACCGCAUGAAAGAAGCGCUACGUCAGUUUGACAUCCUCUUCGCUGAGUUUGAGCUCAGCUACGUGUCAGCCAUGGUGCCUGUGAAGUCCCCUAAAGAGUAUUACAUCCAGCAGGAGGUGAUUGUGCUCUUCUGUGAGACAGUUGAGAGGGCCCUGAAGCUUGAGUAUCUUACACAAGACAUGAUUGACGACUACGAACCAGCUCUUAUGUUUACAAUUCCUAGACUUGCCAUUGUCUGUGGCCUUGUUAUCUACUCUGAAGGACCUCUUAACCUCGACCGCAAACCAGAGGACAUGUCUGAACUCUUCCGGCCCUUCCGUACUUUGCUGAGAAAAAUAAGGGAUCUUCUGCAGACACUAACAGAAGAAGAGCUCAUGACGCUGGAGCGUAGCCUCUGCAUUUCCCAGGAUGGAGAAUUCCCUGCAGGUUCCAGCAUGCCAUCGACCAAUGACCCGGCCACUUCCACUGGUCCCGAGAGCCAUCUAGAGACACUGGAAAAGGACGAUACAGUUGAGGAGGUGGUGGAUCUCACACUUUGUGUAGCACAGGAAGAAGAUUCUGUAUGGAAGGAGGAUGAGGAGAAGAUGGAGCAGCCCGACACCUCCAGUGAGAGUGAGGAAGAGGAGGCCACAGAUACAGACUUGGCUUGCUCUAUGCAGUAUGAUGAAGAAGAGAUAGAGCAACUUAAUAUGAUGGUGCAUCAAGUGGGGGACGAAAUGUCUACGCUUCUUUCCCCUCCAAGUCAGAAUCAGUCCCCAGCCCACCAGCCUCGACCCUAUAGAGGAAGUAGCCUCGAUGGUUCCAGUGCCACCUCCAGCCAGCAGGCAUCUCCAAGGAGAGCCCCGGGUUCCUACCAUGAUGACGAUAGAUUGUUCUUUAUGGACGACCUGGAGUCUGGUGUAACUAGCGAACUGUGUCGCGGACAACUUGCCCUUCCUACCGUAUGCCUCAGAUCCCCUGAGGACAGUAGACCCAUCCCGUUGACUGACUCAUCAAGUAAUGCUUGGUUGACAAUCUGCCAAUCAAGCAACACCACCAAUCUGGAAUGUCAGCGCAAACUGAGCCAAUCGGCUGAGUCCGUGGAGAACUCUGACAGAUCGCCCAUGGUGAAUGGCUGGGAAGGUUCACAGGAGGAAGAUAGCGUACAGACUGCGGAAGAAAUCGCCAAUCGCACCGGUGGAAUGAAGCUUUCUGCCACUGUUAUUUUUAAUCCUCAUUCCCCAAGCUUGACCGACAUAGCCGUCGUCUUGCCUCAUUCAGCUGAUGUUCCUGAACCCGGUGAGGGUGGGACUUUAGUUGCCACUCAGUGCCUGCUUAAUUCCUGUGUGUGCUGUGCUGGCGGAUGCGUUGACAACCACGAAGAUGCCAUGGAGCCUGCUGGCCGGGGCAUGGCGCUGGGAUUUGAGAAGCACAAGCUCACCAUCACAAGCUCUGUAAUCCAAUCAGCAGUAGCUGCUGCCAGCCCAGGGAAGGGAAAUGGACAUUUACCGCUCACCCUGCCCCCUUCUCAGGGCCACCUCACCCCUUCUGUACCACACUGUUCUGUGCAGAACCAAGCGAGAGAAGAGAAUGGCAGUCAGGACUGUACACACUAUUCCUGCUGUGAGAAAUGCACCUCAGGGGUUCUUCUGGCUCAGGAUAGAGGCUUGGGACAAGGGGAUGGAGGACCUAGUUGCACCCAUCAGGACACAGGAUGCCAUACGCAACAUAACACUACAGUAAAAGGGAGAUCGGAAGGUUUUGGAAAACAAUCCAAAGAAGAUAACAGAAAAAUCUCUAGCAGUUCUCAAGGGUCCCCCCUCAGUUCUGUCCCCAGCAGUGACAUUGACGGUGUUUCUGUCACUACAUGCAGUUUGUCAAGUUCAUACACACCCAGCCCUGUCAGUAGCCUGACAACCAGCUCGGACAUGUCUGAGGAUCUGGAUCACCAGGAGAUUCAAGUGGCUUUGCAAGCUGCCAAACUUGCUGCUCACAACAAAAUUCGAUCCCGUUUCCAUAGCAGUAGUGACCUCAUCCAUCGUCUUUUUGUCUGCAUAUCAGGUGUGGCUGAUCAGUUGCAAACAAAUUAUGCGAGUGACCUGAGAAGCAUCUUAAAGACUUUAUUUGAGGUCAUGGCUACAAAAUCCGAUCAAGGGGACAAUGAGAAGCCCAAGAAAGGUCCGUGUCUCGGCAGUGCAGUACUGGAAGAUUGCGCUCUCUGUCAGGAGACCAUCUCUUCAUCAGAGCUCGCUGCCAAAGCCCGAGAGGGACAGUUUGAAGAUCCUCCUGAAUGGGUACCAGAUGAGGCCUGCAAUUCCUGCAUUGCAUGUAAAGCACCAUUUACAGUCAUCAGAAGAAAACAUCACUGCAGGAGCUGUGGAAAGAUCUUCUGUUCCCGCUGCUCUUCACAUUCAGCUCCGUUGCCUAGAUACGGUCAGAUGAAGCCGGUGAGAGUUUGCACUCACUGCUACAUGUUCCACGUAACGCCUUUCUACAGCGACAGGACUGGUAUUUGACCACACCAUACAUCCACACAACACAGAAAGACAUAAGCACACUACAAGAAGUUUUACUGAGGUUUGAUACUUCAGUGAGAACAGACAUGCACAUCAUUUUCACCAUCCAAAAAAAAAAAAAAAAAAAUUGUAAAUAUGAACACUAAAUGCAAUCACUUCAAAGCAAAAGAAAAAUCCUUGACCAGGGAACAAAGCGAGAAGGACUCGAAUGGACGGGUUGGGAAGGCCUCAAGCACAUAAAGGAAGUACCCCAUCGCUAUGGGAGCCAAAGUAUUUAUUUAGGGCUUUGCUUUUGAAUAAUGAGCUUAAUUACAAAUUUGCUUUAAUCGAGCAUGGAACAAGCGGUCUAUUCUGUGAAACAGAAGUGCACCCGAACAACACAAACAAGAGACAUGCAGCUUGUUAACAGGAUUUUGUCUGGCAGUAAUUGCGGCUUUAUUAGCGCCGGAGAUUUUAUGGGCUCAGAUUUCUAGAAUGAAUGUAAACUGUGAGCACAUUAUAAAUAUGAGAAUAACAAACUGUGACUUAUGAAGACAAUAAUACUAACACUAACUGCACCAUCAGUGACACCUUUGUGGCACAAUAUAGCACAGAUGUUUGUUUUUUCCCAAUUUAUUAUUUUUUUUUUUUUUUUUUUUUUUAAGAAAAUAAUGCUGCUUUCUGUAAAACAGAAGUAAUAUUUGAGGAUUUAGUUGAAUGGCCAAAAAAAAAAAAAAAAGAUGUGUGUAUAUAUGCUUGAAAGUUUGACAUGGAUUUAAUAUAUCUUCCAAAAGAGAAGAUUCUCUCAUAUUCCUCAUGCAAAUGAAUGUGCAACACUUGGAUGUUCUUUUCUUUUUCUUUUUUUUCUUUUCUUUCUGUAACUGUAAAGUAAUUGCCUUUUACAGCAGUUUGGGAGCCUUCUGCUUUUCCCUCUGGUACAAAAGAACACUUUACACCCCCUACCUCAUCCCUGUUGACCCCUCUCACGCGGUUCCGUCCCGUUACAGUAUGCCUACACUACCGUAUCGGUCAAUCCUGACUGUCUUCUACACUAAUAGGCAGAUGCCUUUCUUUGUCUUUGCACUUUUUUUGUGGAUUAUAUAAUGACCAACCACUACGUUUUAUUUGCAAUUGUAGAAAGUUAAUCAUAUUUGAAGAUGUAUAAUGACGAAUCUCAUGAAUCCUGUCAAAAAUAUGACAUCUGGGUCAUAUUUUUACUGCAAAAUAAAAAGACUGACAUUUUAAUUAAUGUUACAUAAAGGAAAUGAAGCUGAUUUAUUAUAUCUCUGCAUUAAUGUUAAGGUCAUUUAGCACUUUGCCAAUUCUCAUUAUUGUAAUGUGAAAAAAUAAAUUGUGAUGUAUUCACAAUAAUUGUGCUGAAUUCAAUUCAUGCUGAUUUUAUUUUUAAUCAGCCUAAAAUUGGCUUCAUUUUCUUUAUGCAAUUUUUUUCCGAUUUUGGGGAUAACCUGGAAAUCUGACCUCCUUUUGACAUUAACUAAUGAAAGAAAUACUACAUCAUGAUCCUGUAUUGGUUUAAGAUCUCAAUGUGAUCAGGAAAAUUGUUUUAGUUUUGUACACUGCUUUUGAAACCUCAGUAUUAACUGCAAAACACCUGCUUUUAUAACUUCAUCACCUUUUAGAAAUCAAACUGAGGAUUAUUUUCUUAUAAACAGGCAAUAUCCGUAAUUGCUAUAAAUUUACGUAGGAGCCGUAUAAAUGCACCAGUUGUUGCAGUCAAGCUGGUCUAAGAUUGAGCAUGUCGAUAUUGUGCUUCAAAACGGUUUUGACCUAAACACGUUAUCUGAAAUGGAGCGAUAUGACAAACACUACUGGCUAACAUAUUAUGCACUUUGUAUGGCAAAUAGAGGAGCAUUUGAAGUCGGCUACAGCUUGCAAUCGAUGCCACAUUCGAUGAUUUAUUAUGUGUAAUGAUCUCAAGUCAUUUUACAGUAAGUUAUCUUGAACCUUGCACCUGAUUUCAGAUGUUAAUUACAUGUUUCUGAGAUCUUAGUGUUAAACAUUCUCAGUAGAUACUUUAUUAGACACUGUUUUCCAACACUAAAGAAUCUGAAAUAGUAUGAAUUACAUAAUUUAUCAUGUCAUAUAUUUAUUUAGCCUUAUUAAUGAGUACAGAACACAUUCCUUUUUGCCAAAAUUAUUAUUGUAAGUCCUUGGCACCCAUGCAGCCAAAUACAAAUGGUUUCUAGUAAGAUAAAGGUCUAAUAAUGUUUGCAUGCAUCUUGUAAAGUGGCGUUUAUUAAGUUGAGUAUGACCAGUUCUAGCAAUAUUGUAAGCUACAUCACACUUGAGGCAGUUUGAUUCUGCUGGUUGAUGGUUAAUACUUUACCUCUUUCUGCCUCAUUACCUUUGACCGAGUGUUAAAGCUAAUCAUUCCCGUAUUCAAACCGGUCCUCGCUCUCAUCAUACUGCUGCGUUUACUGGACAUUCACAAUGUCUACAGCUUUAAAAUUCUGCAAAACUUUUUUUUUUUGUUGUUGUUGUUCAUUUAUGCAUAUUUAAAGGUUUAUAAUGAUAAAUGGCAUUUACGUUUCCCUUAUGAUCAUUUGGAACGGCAGGGUACAGCUAUAUUUAUUCAGACUUUUCAGUUCCUUUUUUUUUUCUUAAAGGGAUAGUUCACCCAAAAAUGAAGAUUCUGUCAUUAUUUACUCACCCUCAGGUUGUUCCAAACCUGUAUGAAUUUUUUUCUUCUGCUGAUAUUUUGAAGAAUUUGGGUAACCAAACAUUUGAUUGGACCACAUAGACGUCCAUAGUAUGGGAAAAAAAUACUUUAGAAGUCAACGGGGCCCAACAACUGUUUGGUUACUGACAUUCUUCAAAAUAUCUUCUUUAGUGUUAAGCAGAAGAAAGAAAUUCAUACAGGUUUGGAACAACUUGAGGGUAAGUGAAUGACAGAAUUUUAAUUUUUGGGUGAACUAUCCCUUUAAAAGCAUGGUCAUUUUAUUAUUUCCAGAUUUACCACUACUGGAGUUGGUUGUUAUAAUAAGAUUUGAAAGUACCUCUUGAUUGCUUUGCCUUCAUAUUACUCACCUGAAGUCAGCUGAACAGAUUCUAGGUCCGUCAGUGUUGGGAUAGACCGCUUCACCUGACACUGGAAUCAAUUUGCCGUUGCACACUACUCCAGUUAUAGCUUUAGAAUCACUUCCGGGUUGAUACGAUAUAGUCUUGUAUACAGAUUUCCAUCUUUAUUGAGUGGUACGAUCAAGUAGACAUUUGCAGAGUGGAACAAUUGUCAUUUUUCUUGUUGCUUCCUGUUUUGAUAUCAUGAGUGUUCCUCAGGAAUGUCUUGAUUGUACAUCGGCAUGAUACUGAAGGAUUGAUUUUUACAGCUACUCUUGGAAUGUUUUAUGAUUUGAAAUGAGACGGUGACUGAGAAUCAGCCAAAGGUCGAAUACUUCCUCGGAUGGCAGGUUCAGCGUCUGAAGACUCAACUUCCAGCCUGUCAUGUGAUAAGCUCAGUUUCUGAUUUGUGCCCUCUUCUGAAUCUUUUUUGUUUGUUUUUUUUUUUUUGUUUUGUUUUGUUUUUUGUAUUAAAAAUAAGAUACGAGUCUUUAAAAUUAUACAGAUGUUUUAUUUUACAGAGAACAAAAAUAAUGAAAUUAUAUAUGUACAAAAUUACUUUUUUCUGUAUAAAGAGAAUCACAAUGAGAGAAUUUACUCUAUUUAUUCAAAGCUUGUUCUUAUUUUGUAAUGGCCGGUUCAGUCUAAUAAGAUGUAAAGAAGAACUUUUCGAAGUCUACUAAGUAUUUAUGUCAUGCGAUGAAAGUAAUAAAUGAAGUUUUCUUUACAUAA